UCUAGGCAUAGCAGUUAUAAAACAAUUGAAUGCGCACAUAACCUCGUGACUCGUGUUGUCUUGCACGCACGUGUUUUAGAAGAUCAACAAAUUUAAACCAAAUUAAAAUGUAUUUGAUGUAUUACUUGGACGAAAGCGGCAAUCGCUGUUACACGUUGAAGAAAAAUGGGCCUGAUGGAAAGCCAACAUUAUCUGCUCAUCCUGCACGUUUCUCACCUGAAGAUAAGUACUCGCGGGAGCGAAUAACCAUCAAGAAACGUUUCGGCAUUCUAAUGACUCAAAAACCCGAAGUUGUUUAUUAGAACCAUGUAUUAUAUUGCUUAUUUUAUAAGAAUUAAACUUAAAUUCCCUUUUACACAUUCUCAAUCUAGAAUAUAUGUUUGUAAUUCAACUUAAUGUUCAAAUUGAAGGUAAUAAUAAAUGCGUUGAUAUAA
Dalotia coriaria is the source of this 434-nucleotide messenger RNA. It is a transcript of the gene Nop10, whose product is annotated as Nop10 ribonucleoprotein. Gene Ontology annotation, molecular function: telomerase RNA binding; snoRNA binding. Gene Ontology annotation, biological process: snRNA pseudouridine synthesis; positive regulation of telomerase RNA localization to Cajal body; ribosome biogenesis. The record is from RefSeq and is a predicted model, not a curated record. The transcript is spliced from 3 exons. Bases 108 to 302 code for a protein of 64 amino acids. Gene Ontology annotation, cellular component: box H/ACA snoRNP complex. NCBI's taxonomy places the organism in Eukaryota, Metazoa, Arthropoda, Insecta, Coleoptera, Staphylinidae.